AAAAAAUGCCUUUGGAUUUCAAGUUUGAAAUUGGUAACCCAUUCUUGUUGGGUAAUGCCAUCGGUUUCUUGGGUUAUGCUGGUGCUUGUAAACUUCAACGUGUUCACUUCGUCAGAAGACCUUGGCACUUGAUUACCACCAUGUUGCUCACUGGUACUGGUUUCCAAGCUUAUAGUGGAGCUCAUGAAAGUUUCACUGAUGAUUUGGUCAGAAAGAGAAGACUGUACGUUCAAAGAAGAAGAAAGAGAUUCAACUCCUCCGAUGAUGUUGCUGACAGAGUCAAUGAUGACAAGGACUUGUACAAAAACAUUUCAAAGGAUUUGGCUCAAUAAGUGGACCAUUACUAUAGUAACAUUUUAAUUAUUUACGAUUUUCAUAAACAAUAAAAAAACCAAAUAUUUAAAAUUGGGAAAUUAUCGAGAAUUAAAA
Molecule: messenger RNA, 429 nt
Organism: Naegleria gruberi
Lineage: Eukaryota; Heterolobosea; Eutetramitea; Acrasida; Naegleriidae
Exons: 2
Coding region: 6-332 (108 amino acids)
Source: RefSeq, a predicted model, not a curated record